Molecule: messenger RNA, 587 nt
Organism: Rubroshorea leprosula
Lineage: Eukaryota; Viridiplantae; Streptophyta; Magnoliopsida; Malvales; Dipterocarpaceae
Source: the annotation of a GenBank genome assembly
AUUACACGGCGUUGUUUUCCAUCAUCCCUCUUCAGCCAAGGAAACGAAAUCAUCCAUCUGGCAAACAAAACCCAUUUCGUUUCUCAUGGCAAUUUCCUUCUGCGUUUGUGCUACUCCUCGCUGGACCAACUCAAGUAUUCCUUCAGUUAAACAAUGCAAAUUCGUUGGUCAAUCUGUGAGCAUUGCCAAUUCGGAUCAUAACGGUGAUAAGCUCAGAAACUACUGUCCUGUUGAUGAUGUUCUAAUUCACUCUAACCCCAAAAAUUCACGAGAUGUGAAGGCCCAGGUUGAUGAUGAAGAUAUGGCUGUCAUGAACCAUAUCAGCUCUGAUGACUAGGUACUCGUCUGGAAAACCCUCCAUAGUUUUACUUUUACUUUGUUUUUUAUUAGUAUCAUUAUUGAUUUGGUUUAUGGAGGUUUGGAGACAGUUCUUGUUGGGAUUUAUCCUUGUUUUGGGAUCUUGUGUUUAUAGGUUGUGAUGUUGGAUGAGCAUGGAUUGGACAUAGGGUCUGAGAAGUUUGCUGAAUUAGUAGGAGAUGCAGGGAGUAAUGUAAGGAACUACAACUCACUAAAAGGUUGCUGACAUU